Molecule: messenger RNA, 604 nt
Organism: Cephus cinctus (wheat stem sawfly)
Lineage: Eukaryota; Metazoa; Arthropoda; Insecta; Hymenoptera; Cephidae
Exons: 2
Coding region: 151-510 (119 amino acids)
Source: RefSeq, a predicted model, not a curated record
CAUUCACUUUUGGAAAUGAACAUCGGUGAACUCGUAUAAAACUGUUGGUGCGACCGUAUAAGACUUUUCUUUAGCAGCUAAUAAGAAAGCAGCUUCAGAGAGACUUGAAAGUAUUACUCAGUGACUGCCAUAUGUUGAACCAAAAAGGCGAUGCUUCGAUUUGGAAACGAGUUUCUUUCAAUUAAUCAGCUUCCUCGACUCUCACUCUUCCGAAUCGUCGGAGCUGCUCGUCCUUGCAUCACUGCUUGGAUACAUGUUGACGUAACUGCACAGGAUUUUCGGGCUCAAUUCUACCAGCUGGUCGAGGAAGAAAUUUACCAGCAAUUUGCAUGGGUACCCUAUGCGCAGGAUAUGGACUUUGAGAUUUACAGUACCGAAUAUUCAUGCCACACUCUGUUCCUUAUCUCGAGUUGCGAAAGGAUCUUAUACGGUUCCUUAAAGUACUUGGAAGUUGGAACUAGGAAUAAAGUCUCUGAGUAUAUAGUAACCAAGAGAAACUUAUCUGUAUAGCACAAUGGACAAGGUAUGUCUGUUGUAUCGCAUGACAAGAUUCAAUCGAUAGUAUAUAGAUUAUAGAUUGAUCUCAGCAUGAUGCUGUAUCACU